AUGGUCCGCACAAUGCUGCCACACCGCACCAAGUUUGUGCCUCAGUUCACGCCUCAUGGCUUCCAGCUCAUCCCUGAGAGCCUCUUUUCGCCGGUGGCCGAGCGUGUGCCAGGCUUUGGCGCCGACGGCAGCGGCUUGGGGGCUGGCGAGCACGAUGCUGCGGCAGCGGGCGGCGAGGAGGCCGCCACUUCGGCGCGGCUGCGACGCCCCGCGACGCCCGAGCCCGCGCCGGCCGUCAGGGCAGCGCCAGCGACCACGGACGGCGCGAGGCGGCGGCGGCAGCUCAAGCUGAAGCGGCUGAAGCUGGUCAGGCGGCGCACACAGGCGCAGGUCGCGGAGUGA
This is a messenger RNA of Monoraphidium neglectum, 342 nucleotides long. RefSeq lists its product as hypothetical. The record is from RefSeq and is a predicted model, not a curated record. The coding region runs from base 1 to 342 and encodes 113 amino acids. The transcript is spliced from 2 exons. Lineage: Eukaryota; Viridiplantae; Chlorophyta; Chlorophyceae; Sphaeropleales; Selenastraceae.